AUGUAUCGUAGAAAGAUUGAUGCCGACUACAUUGACGACUAUGAUGAAGAUAUCAGACAGAUUCAACUACUUGAGGAUCAAAUUCGCAUAUUGGAGCAACAUGUUCGGAAUAUGGAGUAUCGCAUUCGCCAAAAAAUUACAAAACGAGUGGAGUUAGAACUACUCAUCAAAGGCUUUCAUGAAGAUCAGCAGUUUGACAAAAAUUUCUGGCGUGAGCUUCGUCUUGAAAAAGAGGAGAAAACACAUUUCAACGAAUUAGCUCAGCAAAAAGGCUCUCCUGACGAUGGCCUAGACAAUAAUAUUGAACAGAGUGAGGUAGACCUGUUUUCUUCUAAGCGUAGGAACUAUAUGAUGGGUUUUAUGGUGGAUCAGAGGCGGCUGUCUGGCGCUUUUAUCUACCUAGGUCAACCCUCCGAAGAAUACCCUACUAAGAGGGAGUCACUUUGCAAAUGGUUGACUGACUUCCAGAACAUGAAAAUCGAAGAAUACGUCGAGGAUGACACAUCUUUUGACAUCUUGUUAGAACGACUUCGUGAGCGACUACAAUAG
Molecule: messenger RNA, 549 nt
Organism: Haemonchus placei
Lineage: Eukaryota; Metazoa; Nematoda; Chromadorea; Rhabditida; Trichostrongylidae
Source: the annotation of a GenBank genome assembly